GAAAAAUCUCUCGGGGAUGAAAAAUCCCAAAUAUGGGAGGAAAUAUCUCACCAGCCUAAUACCCAUUUUACACAUCCCUAAUCAUAACAAUUACGGUUCGAGGGCAAAAUGUGCUCAAUCCAGAUUGAGGUGUGAGGAAGAAUUGCCUUGGCACGGUGGAGAAUCUUCUCAAAUUGACGCAUCCAGGUGGCUAUAAAUAAGGCUGUUCGACGAUUGAUUAUCAUCAUCAUUAUCAUCAUCAUUAUCAUCAUGCGGUUCCUAAGUCUUGCAUUGUGUGCGGUGGCAGUUGCACAAGUUCCGGAACCUCCUGUUAACUAUGGAAUCGUUCUAUUCCCUGGCUUUCAGGCGAUGGACGUCUUUGGUCCAUUGGAUGUCUUGAACACGUUGUCGAUGCGUCAGACAUUGAAUCUGUACAUAUUUGCGAACCAGCGUGGGCUGGUGCCAACGAAACAUGCGAUGGAGGGAGUAAAAUCCAACUUUGGAGAGGCGGUGAUGGCCGACUACGCGUUUAAUGACACAGAGAUUCCAGACCUCGAUGUUCUCAUCGUUCCUGGAGGUGCUGGGACACGAGAUUCGCAGACGCAAGCGGAAGUGGCACCGUUCCUUUCGAAGAUCUACCCUCAACUCCAAUAUCUGGUCGCCGUGUGCACCGGAUCGGCUCUGGUUGCUCGAACGGGGAUUCUCGAUCGUCGACGAGCAACCACCAACAAACUAGCGUGGGAGUGGGCGACAUCACAGGGACCAAAUGUCGACUGGGUUCCCCGCGCUCGAUGGGUUCGAGAUGGAGACAUCUGGACGGGAUCAGGGAUCACGGCAUCGCUCGACACGAUUUACGCGUUUGUGGCACAUGUGUAUGGAGAGCCAACGGCGGCGAACUUGUCCAGGGACUUAGAGUACGUUCGUUGGACCGAUGCGGACAACGAUCCCUUCGGGGAUUUCUACAACACAAGCUGGCCGAUCGUGGGAUAGACGUGGUGGAGCAAAUGACUAUAUGUCCCAAGAUAGCAGUCGAAUUGGAGCGUGUCAUGAGCAUCCUGUAUCGAAAUUCCCAUAGUGUAUGCGUGCGGAAAGCGAGUCGCUCGGAGGAGGAUGCGUCGGGAGGAAAUGGGUCGUUGUGAAAUCGUCAUCCGGUUUAGUUAAUGUCGAGUGUAAGGGUCUCACUGUUGGGAAUCCCCAAUCGUGAGGCAAACGUAGAAUUGUUGCUCAGUUGGUUUCUACUACCACGUAGCAUCCCUUUCACUGCCCACUACCGGUUUAGAUAUAUCAAUGUAGAUAAUCGCCGUCAACAUCCUCUGAUUAUUCAUGGGAGCAUAGAUGUUCCAGCAACUAUCUUAACUGCAAUGAUAUUACAAUUUUGCUUUUGACUCAGGAGUG
Molecule: messenger RNA, 1374 nt
Organism: Eremomyces bilateralis CBS 781.70
Lineage: Eukaryota; Fungi; Ascomycota; Dothideomycetes; Eremomycetales; Eremomycetaceae
Product: class I glutamine amidotransferase-like protein
Exons: 2
Coding region: 250-969 (239 amino acids)
Source: RefSeq, a predicted model, not a curated record